Messenger RNA from Rhizophagus irregularis DAOM 181602=DAOM 197198, 1686 nucleotides. RefSeq lists its product as uncharacterized. Lineage: Eukaryota; Fungi; Glomeromycota; Glomeromycetes; Glomerales; Glomeraceae. The record is from RefSeq and is a predicted model, not a curated record. Gene Ontology annotation, molecular function: protein binding.
UUUAAUUCUUAAACACAAAAAAUCAUGAUAAAUGCACCAUGGAACGGAGAGACGUUACAAGAAGACGGCAAUUACUGCAACUAGAUCACCCAAUUUCUUCCAUUCGAGCAAAGAAUAAAGCUGCUGAUGAAGCAAGAAAACAAGAAGAAACAAAAAACGUAUUACAAGGACUACUUGGAGAUUAUAGUGAGAGUGAUGAAGAUAUUGAGGAGCAAGUUUCAAAUUCACAGCUUGAGGAACCAAACGGAGAACAUUCUCAGCCCGUUUCUGUUCUAGAAAAGAACAGUCCGAAACCAACUCCUCCUUUACCUACAAUACCAUCAAUUCAUUCCCAUCCUGUUCCGGAAAAUUCUUCGACAAUUAUCGAUCAAUCCGAAGAUAGCAUUGAAGAAGCGUUGAAAAGUUUCAUGUCUGAAAUCAACGCCCUGCCCGUAAUCUCAAUUCAUAACGAUUCUUUGGUUCCAAGUGAUGAAUUGAUUAAGAAUGGAAAAGAAUUAAUAUCAACGCAAAUUUCCAAUCUGGAUAGUGAUUGGGAAAAAUACUGGCAUGAUGAAAAUAAAUGCCACUAUUUUUAUAAUAAAAUAACAGGAGAAACGCGAUGGGAAAAUUUUGAUUCGGACUUUUCUUUGGCAUUAAGUACUUCCAAAGAAACGAAUAAUUCGAAAGAAACUAGUUCCACAGAUGUCAAUCGUGAAAUGGAUUCUCAAUCUAUAAGUGUCAAGGAUGAUUUUACUCAAAAUAUAUCACUUAGGGCUCCCCCAUCGGAUUCGCUAUUACAUGGACGUUCACGUGAUGCUUAUGGAAGACUUUCAAAUCUUGCACCUAUGGUAACUCAUUUGAAGCUUGAAAAGCAUCAAAUUGAAUUUGCUACUAGAAUGCAUGAUUGGCAAGUUGGGGCUUUGAACACUCAAUAUUUUGAAAAAGUUAUUCUUGAAAGAUUAGAAAGAUUAUUACUUGGAGUUGAAGAACAAGUUUCACCUACCGGAUGGGUUUGUAAAUGGAAAACUGAAACGCAGACUUACAAUUGGAUAAAUUUACAAACGAAUCAAGUUUCAUCGACUUAUCCGAAUCAAAGUCAUGAACACUACCAAACCUCAGUUUACUCUACAUCAACAUCUACACAAAAUCUACCGCCAUUGCCUCCUUUACCACCUCCACCUCCACGAUCUGAUUCUACAGGUGAUAAAGAUGUUAACAUCAAAUCGGUGUAUUCUGAAGAAGAUGGGGCUAAUAAAUCAUUAGGAUUAUAUAAUGUUAAUCAUCUGGGAGUACAACCCACAAGCGAGAAGAAACGAAAAAAGGAAAAAGAAACUCUGACAUCUGGAUUCAAAAAUAAGAAAAUGGCGACGCUUGUUGAAAGGUGGAAGGCAGCCGAGGAUUUUCUUUCUAAUACUGAUUGGGAUGAAAUUAAAAAAAGUCAACAUGGAAUUAAUUCUUCAGAUCCUGAAUCUUGGAUUAAAGAACAAAUAGAAUCUGGAGAAGCAGCAAAUAAUCCCAAUUUAGAACCAAUUAAGGGGGAUUGGCGUCAAAGAAUUAGAAACAAAAAAUCUGACGAAUAACUACUUUGUUUCUUAAAAAGUUUCUUCUUUUUUUUUUAAUAAAUAGAAUAUUGAAAUAUGAUUUUUUAUUUCAUGUAUUGAUCAUUUUAUCUAAGCAAUAUGUUUAUAAACGUGAUUUAAGUUAAAA